AUGGGUCAACGAAGCAAAGUGUUGGACACAGAAGGCCCGACACCAAAGUUUCUCUAUGCCAUAAUCAGACAACUGAACUUGAAGGAGAUUGAUUGGAAUAAAGUUGCAUCUGACCUUGAAAUUUCCAACGGCCAUGCCGCACGCAUGCGCUACUCGCGAUUCAAAUCCCAGAUAGACCCGCCAUCGGCAAGAACGAUCAAGAAAAAGGACGCCAAGAAGGGAGGCAAGGGCGACUUGAAGGGAGAUCUCCAGGCAUCACAGGCCAUGCAACACCAGUCGUUCUCGGAAUCAGGGAUUGUGCCAAAACUUGAACCAACUGGGUCAACAUUCCAGCCGAACUCCAACCCAUUCGUCAAAUACGAGCCCGGCACCCCAAAUGUGUAUGGCAUCCAAGGCCCAUCUAACUCCCAAGACAGCUUCUACUCUCCAUUCUCACAAGCCAUGUCACCCGCACCAAACAUGCCGUCCCCACAAAUGAUGCCGGCCAGGUACCUGGAGAAUUUCGAUCCGAUCUCGCAUGGACCUCAGCACCAAUAUCUUGCGAGCGGUAUGUCAAUGACCCUACCCUUGGGCACGUAUGCCCCGGUGCCAAUGUCGACUCCAUCGGGAUUUACAACGUACCCGUCAUUUCCCCUGGCCCAUGAUAUCAACAUGCCAGACUUUCCCUCCCCAACACCUGGUUUCAACAGUGGUCCGGUGAUCACCUGGGAGCCAGUACUACAGCAAAAAAACGAAUCUCCGACCUCCCCAGUGGGAACCAAGGAGGAUGUGCCCCCUCCAGCGAGGAUCAAGCAGGAACCAGAGUCUGGCGAGAAGACAAUCGAGACUGUGGAGAUCAAGAUGGAGCAAGGUUCGACGGACAAAAUCUGCAUUAGCUAG
Molecule: messenger RNA, 879 nt
Organism: Penicillium daleae
Lineage: Eukaryota; Fungi; Ascomycota; Eurotiomycetes; Eurotiales; Aspergillaceae
Exons: 2
Coding region: 1-879 (292 amino acids)
Source: RefSeq, a predicted model, not a curated record